Messenger RNA from Seminavis robusta, 831 nucleotides. The record is from the annotation of a GenBank genome assembly. NCBI's taxonomy places the organism in Eukaryota, Bacillariophyta, Bacillariophyceae, Naviculales, Naviculaceae.
CAACCAACCAAGGUCUAGCCACACUAUUAAGGCAACCAACCAACACGGUUACAGACAACAAUAUCAAUAGUAACACUAGCAACAAUGCCUGAGGCAAGAAUUGAGAGAGUUCCCAUCCUUCGCAAUGGUGGUCGUGGCAGAGGCCGCGGCCGCCGCAACUCCAAUGGCGGCAACACCAACGCCAACAGGAACAACAACCAGCGCGAAGAUGAUGGCUCCCCCAGCAGGAAACGAACUGCCUUUGAUCCAUCCGCGAUCAAUCCUCAGACAUACCAACCCGAUGCAACACAAAAGGAAUCACGAGUGGCCCCACUGCAAGCCGCCCUGAAUUUCCUACAUGGCACCACUGCGACGCUCCAUGAGGCAUACCACCGUACCGUCAACAAAGUAGGAGAGGAAUUCAUCAAAGCCUUUGCGGCACACCAGCGCAACAAGGACACUCUCGACGGUAUGAUUGAUGGCAACAACCAAACCGGGGAAUUGACCCCGUCCCGGAUUCCGAAAUCAGUCGAUAUCAAAUUCGAACUGAAGGCUGGCAACCCAGCAAUGGAGAGCGAUGCGAGCUUCCAAGCUCUCCAACAAGAAUCCACACAAGCUGUUGAACUCUACAAACAAACCCAAGCAAAAAUUCUCAUCCGAAAGAAACAACUGGACGUCCAAUAUGCUCAAAAGGCCGUAGCCGAGUCCCUGGCUAGAGGCCUUCUGCCCAUCGCCAAUGGCCACAAGGUCAUCUGCGGCAGAGAGAAUCUCAAUGGCCAUGCAAUCGUCAACACCAUCCUGGAGGCACACCACGAGGUGUUACUCAAACAAAGAGAGAGAUCGCUCCUCUGA